AUGGCGGACAAUCUCUGCGGCCCGUCGACGGCUCUCAAGAGCUUCAGCGAGCAUGUCAACCGCGACCGCUCGGUGCAUCAAGACCGCGCUGCGCCUGGCCGUGCUGGACCUUCGCAGAACUUCCGCUCCGCCCUAAAUGGCACGCACAGCAACGAGGCAGAGGCUCGGGCGUUUGCCGCUGGUGGUGCUGCCUUCCAGGCCGAGCCGAUGAUGGGGCCUGACAUGAACGGCCAUGUGCACCCAGCAACGCUUCAGCAGAUGGGCCAAAUGGGACCGCACGCGCACCAUCCACAAGCACGUUUUGCUGGCCCAGGCGGCGUGGCUCCCGUGCACGCCAACGGCGCUAGCAACUCUAACAACUGGGCCGCCGAGUUUGCGUUGUCUGGCACGGCAACUCACGUUGCUGCUCCUGCUGGUCCUUCACCCGCGGCAGCUGCUGCUGCUCGUGCGCCCUAUGCUCCCCAGCAACCGCUGCAGGCCGUCAACCGUCUGCAGCACUUUUCUUCGGGCAUGAUGGCCCAGAGCCCCGCGUUUCUUUCUUCCUUGAACCAACCUUCUUUUGCAGGCACCCAACAAUUCUCACAAUUCAAUUAUUCUUCACCCUCUUCUUCGUACGCUCCUCAACCUGCUGCUCUCACCACCAGCACCACCGCCACCACCACCAUGCCUCACAUUGCCCCUCCUUCGCUGCUUGAUAGCAACGCUCCCAGCGGCGUCGCUGGCCUCACCGAAGCCGAGCUUGAGGCCCGUUUUGCAGAGGCAGAGUCCAACUUCGAUUUCCAAAACGAAAUGGAUGCGUGGAUGCAACAGCAUGGCCCCACGGCGGAAGAGCGCGGCGAGACGUCGGCAGCCCAGACGGAAGACGUCGACGCCAUUCUUGAAUCCCUCGCGGAUGAGCUCGACGCCCAGCGUCUGGCCGAAUCAGCGGAGGCUGCUGCGGCGGAACAGGCCGAGCAGGACCUGGCGCGUGACCAAGACGACCUGGCCCGCACGGCAGGCCAGAUUGUCCACACGCUGGACGCUCACCCCAGCACCAAGUUCCAAGAGUCGUCCUUUAUGCGGCUCAUGAAGCGGAUUCAGACGCGCGAGGUCACCGUCCAGGGCGACGAUCUGGUCGACGAGGCCACGGGCCAGCCCAUCGAGCAGCCGGUCCGCACGGAGAUGGCUCCCACGACCACGACCUCGACCACCGCCGCCGCGGCACAGGAGUCGGAGACGACCAACGGCACCACGGCCUAG
Messenger RNA from Sporothrix schenckii 1099-18, 1239 nucleotides. RefSeq lists its product as uncharacterized. The transcript has 2 exons. The record is from RefSeq and is a predicted model, not a curated record. The coding region runs from base 1 to 1239 and encodes 412 amino acids. Lineage: Eukaryota; Fungi; Ascomycota; Sordariomycetes; Ophiostomatales; Ophiostomataceae.